Molecule: messenger RNA, 3675 nt
Organism: Penicilliopsis zonata CBS 506.65
Lineage: Eukaryota; Fungi; Ascomycota; Eurotiomycetes; Eurotiales; Aspergillaceae
Exons: 4
Coding region: 1-3675 (1224 amino acids)
Biological process (GO): protein phosphorylation
Molecular function (GO): protein kinase activity; ATP binding; protein binding
Source: RefSeq, a predicted model, not a curated record
AUGGCGGAUAGUGAUAGCGAUAGCGACAGCAGCAGAGAUGGUCAUGAUCUCAUUAACCCAUAUUUCGACAAUGAAUACAACGAUGAUGAUGAUGCUAAUGGUGAUGAUGACGAAGAGGUCUUUGAUCUGAUCGACUAUGAUUCCACGGCUACGCUUGGCAGUCUUACUAUCUCCUCUUUUUCAUCGACUGAUCUACUCAGUACUAAGAUUACGUCUACUCGCAAUGGCGAUGCACAAAUCCUGAGUACUGUCUCGCAGUUCACGAGUAUCCUUGCCCAAACCGGAAUUGAUGGCCCUCGCCUGUUGAAAGCUGUCAACCUCAAGACGAGGGCCGUAAAGAUAGGCGCCGGGUCCCAGUUCACCGUGUACAAGGAUAAACCGGGCAUGGGAUACAUGGGCAACGAAGGCCUCGUUAUCAAACGAGUCAAUGUGCCCAUUUCGUACAAGCAAGGCCAACGGUUCGCAGCCGGUUCUGAGUAUCGUCUCCAGCUCCGCACCCUGGAACUUGAACUACUUGCACUGGGGAAUCCGAUGCUCCGGAAUAAUCGAAAUAUCGUCAGUCUAGUUGCAUGGGGAUAUGAUUUUCCCUUCGCUGAUACUCCGGUACCAGUGCUGUUCAUGGAAGCCGCGAUAAUGUCGCUUUCUGACUUCCUCGAAGCCGAGAAUGAAGCGAUGCUAGGUCCCAAGCCAUUCGAUGUGAAAUACCAGUUAGGUCUAGAUAUCGCCAACGGGUUGGAAGCUUUGCAUCGUCUGCAUAUCGUUCAUGGUGAUGUCAAACCUGACAACGUUCUCAUCUUCCAGGGCAACAAUGACAAGGUCCCAUUUUGCGCAAAGCUGAGCGACUUUGGCGUCUGCGUUGACAUGGACGCGCCCGAAAACAAACUUACGAUCAACGACUACCGCGGUACCCCCGCAUGGAUUGCUCCUGAACUGUCGGAUUAUAAUGAGGGCAAGUUCGGCCCCUUCGAGCCCGAGCUUAUGCUUCGUUUCGACGCAUAUAGUUUUGGCCUGACGCUGCUCUCGAUCUUCACCAGACACGGAAACCCACCAGAGUUAGGCAAGGACCCGAGCGCAGUAGCCAAGGAGGCGUUUGAGUUGCUCAAAAGCCAAGAUGGCCUUCCACCGUUGAUACGCUCGACAAUCAACUCUGCAAUCCGACGUCUUCUCACGGAAGAUCCCAGGGCACGAGCUCUGCCCAGCGCCGGGCUUUUGAAGGCAGACAAUCCAGCGUUUGCAUCAUGGUUCUCCUUGUCUCAAAUCAACAGCAAGUCAGUGCCGCAUGUUGGUACUCUAGAUCCCAUGUAUAACAAGGGUCCUUUAUUCUGGUACAGGCUGGAUCCUACAGUGCUCUUCGAGCUUGAAUCUCAAUAUAAUCUAGCAGAAAACGACGAUAAUCAUCCAGAUUUCCCCGGUUCAGUUCUCUUUGGCAUGGCUCAAAAGGUCAUCGGCUCCAAGGCUGCUCAUCUUGACGGUCUUCUUCGGUAUUUGACCGGCGCAUCAAAGGCUGGGUUUUCACCUGCGAGGGCUGUGUAUGCUCAGAUUAUGCAUGCCCAUGGCAAAGAGCCGGAAUUCGAGCCGGCUGUGCUCGAAGAGUGGACAUUGCAGGCUGUCUCCGAAGGAUAUUUCUUUGCACACCCUGCCGUCCACAUUAGUGCAGACAAAAUUGAAAAGGCAAAGGCCAAAUUCAGAGACAGCGGUGGUUUCUGCGAUGAUCCAUUUGGGCGCAAGAUUGAGACUCUAAACAUUGCUCGUGACAGAGAUAAAGUUGUAAAAUGGGGGGUGAAAACGGGCAAGCUUAUUGAUACAAAAGGAAACACGAUGCUUCACGUUGCGGCUGCAAUAGGCGCUCUCGACUCGGUCAGAGCUCUGGUCGAAAUAAAUCUGAAGCAGGCAGUUGACGUCCUAAAUGAUAAUGGCGAGACACCACUAUACAAGGCCUGUCAAGCAGGGCAUGUCGACGUUAUCAACUACCUUCUAGAUCAUGGCGCGACAGCAUCCCAGAGAACGAAACGAGGCAUGUUAUCGCCAUUGCACUGGCUUUUCAUGAUCCCUGAACCUUCCAUCGAACAUAUAGCCUCUCGCCUGAUCAAGACAGAUGGAGCCCUGGUCAAUGCAACUAUAAUUCCCACGGUGGCCGUAAACAGCGAUCAGUUCGGAGAAAAGAUCAAUAUCUUCCACUAUCCCUUUGAGCUCCCGCACGGCACUCCCCUCCACUGGGCCUGUUUCUUCCGUAACACGACCGCUAUAGACACCCUCAUCGCGUUGGGUGCCAACAUCAAUGCAACAUAUCAUGGCUCAGAUGAGUCGACGACUCCUCUCGCACUGACAGCCUGGUUCAGUGAAUCAGAUAUCGCAAGCCUUCUGAUCGGCCACGGCGCCAACGGCCGCCAGCAGGACGCAAAGGGCCGCAACAUCCUCCAUGCCGUAACGAAGUACUUCCCCGACCGACAUGGAUACUUGGCACACGACUGGCAUUACUGGAUCCGACACGGCAACUGGGAGGAGCAUCGGGAAAAGAUGACAGCUCUGGUCCGCGUGCUGGUCCAUGAGGGUGGAGCAGAGAUUGACGCUCUAGAUAAGGGAAGGCCACCGUUGAGUCCCAUUAUGGCUGCAGCUGAUGCGGGCGUGUGGGAUGCCGGAAUGAUCUGGGCGCUUUUAGAAGUAGGAGCGGACGUUCGACAGGCUCAGGAAGGGAUACAAGAUACAGUCCUGCAUUCCUGGGCAUCGACCAGAGGGCCAAGGAUUGCUUAUCCACAGGGCUACAUAGGAACAUUUAAGAAGAUCGUGACGGCAAUGGAUGCAGUCGAUAUCCGUGGUUUAUACGAAGACGACACGCCCUUACAGAAAUUAGCAACAGUAUAUCACCCCGCAGACGAGUUUGAGGAGUGCUGCCGGGUUCUUCUUUCGCAUACUCAGCCUGCCGAUAUCAACAAAAAGACCAGCCGGGGCGCCACACCGUUGCUCAUCGCCUUGCAGGGAAAAUGGGACCCUGUCCGCCGCGGAUUGUUUCUCCUCGAGAAAGGAGCGAAUCCGCUACUCACCAUGACAGAUGGGAAGGACGUGUUCUUCGCAGUGGCGAGCAACGAGUCGUUGAGCGACCAGCAGAGCCACGACCUGAUGCAUCAACUCCUUGACCAUGUGGAUCCGGCAAGCAAAGACAUCCGACAGACAUAUCAUACACACUUUCUCAAUCGAAACCCAGCAGGAUGCAUGCACGCACUCUUCGCCACAGCAGAGAAGGGCAAGCUGAAAACGACCCUCCUCGUGCUUGACCUCGGUCUCGCCGCGCGUAUCAACGAGCUCAAUCCUCUCAAGUCCCCGCCCAUCACGGCACUGGACCAUGCGCUAUCCGCCGCGGAAAAGAGCCGGCGCGAACACCUGGAGACCCUCGCGACUCGCAAACACGGCGAUGAGUCGCACGAUUAUCACCAAUGGCAACUCGGGCCACCGCCUCACGCGGCAGAAGCCUUCCGCAACUUUCCCGAGCUUGUGCGCGUGCUCAGAUCGCGCGGCGCGAAAUGUGCAUGGGAACUCACGAUGCGUGGAUACCUCACACAGCGAGUCCGGGGCUUUACCUCCGCUAUCUUCCAGGGAGGAGGCGUCACGCCAGCCCAGCAGCAGCCGGACGGGGAUCGUUGGCAGAUUGUGUACGACCUGGCUCGGUAUCCCUCUUGA